Molecule: messenger RNA, 2064 nt
Organism: Rhodamnia argentea
Lineage: Eukaryota; Viridiplantae; Streptophyta; Magnoliopsida; Myrtales; Myrtaceae
Exons: 1
Coding region: 1-2064 (687 amino acids)
Source: RefSeq, a predicted model, not a curated record
AUGGAGCUACCGGGUUCUGACAAGUUGAAGACGAUGUGGGAGUUAUGGGAUAUCCGGGUGUUCAUGCUGGUCAGUCUCUCACUCCAGGUCGUGUUGACGCUGCUGACGCCCUGGAGGAAACGCACCGGAAACGUGGUUGUGAUCUCGAUGAUCUGGUCGGUCUACUUGCUUGCCGACUGGGUGGCUGCCGCCACGGUGGGCAAGAUUUCCACCAAGCAAAUCAAUCGUUGCCAGCCCUCUGAGAACUCCGUUAUAGCGACCUUGUGGGCACCUUUCCUCCUACUCCACUUGGGAGGCCCUGACACCAUCAGUUCCUUCUCUCUCCAGGACAACGAGCUGUGGCCUAGGCACCUUUGCGGGCUUGUUCUGCAGGAUGGCGCCGCCCUUUAUGUCUUCCUUAAGUCGCUUCCAGGAGACAAGCUGCUGUCGCUGUCGACCAUGCUCGUGCUUAUUGCAGGGACCAUUAGGUACGCCGAGCGAAUACAAGCCCUGUAUGCAGCGAGCUCGGGUGGAUUCGGGGAUUCGGUGUUCCGGAAGCCAGAUCCAGGACCCAAAUACGAGAAAGUUGUGGAGAUCUACAAUUCCUUGAAACUGAGCGGCCUGCCGACGCAGUUUGUGACGAUCCAGCGGCGCGAAAGCAGCUACUUACCUCGUGCUCCCAAUGAGCAGGCAGCCCCGAUCCACGAGAAAUCACAGAGGGCGGUCCUAGAAACUGGGUACCAGUUUUUUGAGACCUUCAAGGGACUCAUAGUCAGCUAUGUCUUCACCGCCAAAGAGCGCCAGCAGAGCCGCAACUUCUUUCUCUACCAGGAAGCCCGACACGCAUUUCGGCUGGUAGAGGUGGAGCUCAGCUUCCUGUAUGAGGUCCUCCACACCAAGACAUUUGUCUUGCGACACAAAUGGGGAUGGAUCUGGCGCCUCAUCAGCUACUGCUCCAUCUUGAGUGCCUUCGCCUCAUUCUAUGCAGUCGGGAAGGAUGGAUUCCGCAAGUCAGACGUCAUCAUCACCUACCUCCUGUUCUCUGCAGCAGUUUCCCUAGAUGUGAUCUCCCUCUUCACACUGUUGUUGUCUGAUCGAACCGCCAUUGCCAUAAAAAAGAAAUGGUACGAUCCCAUUUUGCGAAUGAUGAGCAAUAGAAAGAGGUGGUCAGGAAAGGUGUCCCAAUGUAAUCUACUAGAAUUCUGUCUGCAUAAAGAGAGCGAAACCCUUAACACGAUUGCUGAACUCGUGCGUAUGAGAGGUCGUCUGGAUAAGAUUAGGCUAAGCUUUUGGCUGCGCAAUCCUAAGGUGGACAACCAUCUAGAGGAGUUCAUCUUCAAGGAGUUGAGAAGGAGAUCCUUGGUCGCCAAGGAUGUCGCAACGGCUUCUAAGAUUUCUUCCCACCGAGGCAAUUGGGCUCUUUCGGACGCUGGCAUAGAUCUGAACAGCGAGUUGUAUAGUAGCAUUGUUGAAGUUCCCUACGCUCAAAGCGUCCUACUGUGGCAUAUAGCCACUACGCUCCUCUGGUGUGAGGACGAAAGAAAGAAAGGCGGCGAAGAAAAAAGAGAAGUUGAGGGCAGCCCAUAUCGAGAAAUAUGCAAGACACUCUCGGACUACGUGUUCUAUCUUCUGGUCUUGCAACCCAACAUGAUGUCCGCCUUGUCGUCCAAUUGGCAGUUGAUGCUCCAAGACACCUGCGCGGAGGCCAAGAGAUUUUGGAAAAAUUUGGACGAGCGCCGCGCUGAUCUGGAAACCACAUGCGGGAAGAUUCUCGAAGUGGAUACGCCGGUUAAGCCAGUUUAUGUCAAAGGUUACGCGAGCAAGUCUGUGCUAUUUGUUGCUUGUGGCCUCGCGAGAUGCUUGAGAGACGAGCUCGAUUCGAGUAAAUGGAAGAUAAUGGGAGGAGUGUGGGUCGAGUUACUGUCCUAUGCUGCGAACAACUGCAAGGUGGAUGUAAACGCAGAGCGGCCGAGCAAGGGCGGUGAACUUCUGACCAUCGUCUGGUUUCUGUUGAACCAUCUGGGCUUGGGAAAGCAAUUCGACGCCGAUGAUGGGGCUAGGGUCCAAAUUGUAGUGAAGAAGUAA